AUGAGUAAUCACUCGUCGGAUGGGGAUGCCCAGCUCGUGUCGGACUUCGUUGGGGCUUUGGUGGAGAUAGCCUUGGUCGACUCGGCCGACAAAUGGUUCAUCACUACCUUCCGUGGGCUGUCUUCGCCAGGAUCUGUGCUUGUGCAAUGGCAGGGCCGCCCGCUCGAGGUAAAGGCGACACAGGUCAGGCUCCCUUGCAAGCCGAAGGUCGGCGACAAGGCGGAGGAGCAGCAAAUGCGGGUGAAGGUGAAUGACAAGGUGGAGGUGCAGAUUCCGGCAUCGACCUUGAAGCCGGCGUGCUACGUCUCCGCCAUUGUGCGAUCGGCCUGUGGCCCAUACUUCCUCGUGUCUCAGGAGGGCAGAGGCCGCCAGGAGGAUCUCUUGGUCUCCCACGCGCAGCUCCGCCUGCCGGGAAAGACUCAGGCCGUCAGCUCCAUGUCGCUUCAGGAGGCCGUGCUCGAAUGCCCAGGAAUUGCAGGGCCUGCGGACACUGAGCCUCGAGUAGUUGGUGAGGAGUGGCUGGAACAGCUGCGGCAGCAGUGCCAUCUGUUGGGCGUGGGGGCACACAGCCACAAGUCAGGUCUGGUCCUGAAACUCAUUGGAGACAGGACCUCUGUCGCCCGGGCGAGCAAACUGCUGCACUCGGUGCACUUUUGGAACUUGUCCGAGAUCGCCAGGUGCCGCUCGCACCAAAUGGAGCUCGAGAAGCGCCUAUCGUGCUUAGAGGGCGUCUCCCGCGAGGAAGGGAAGGUGAUCGAGUUCACGGUGGACAUGGACAUCAUGAACCUGGUCAUUGGCCGGCCGGGGUCUGGCAAGAGACUGGAAGACCUCAAGGACCAGCUCAACGUUAGCAUCGAGGUGCUCCGGUGUCCAGACCAGAGGAACCAGGCCAUUGUUCGCGUGGUGGGUCAAGAUCCAGAAGCUGUAGCAGCUGCGCAGAGGCAGCUUGAGUUCAAACGGAGAAAGAUGUCCUUCAACAUUGAGGAGAUUGGGUAUAUUUUGGGCAGGAACCUUUCUAAUAUUCGGGAGAUUGCCGAGAAGGCUGGGCUCCUGAGCCUGCGCUUGUACCCGUCGUCGUCCCAGGAUCUAGAGUUGGUCGGCCUGGCUGAGCAGUUGGACUCAGCGGAGAUGCUGAUCCAAGCCCACCUGGACUACCGGGAGGUUUACAACGAGAUGCGUGAGGAGCAUGGUGCGCUGACCCAGUCUUUUCAGGCCUUGGAAGAGGAGAUGCAGGCCAAGUGGAAUCGGAGAGGAGGGGCCCCUGCACGCCAGACGCGCGCGAGAACGCCGCCACCCACAGCCAGAAUGCUGGCAAUGGGCCGUGUGCAUAAGCCUUCCCAUCAAGAGGAGUCGCGAGGGAGCCGACGACCCAUCAGGACAUGGUCCAGCGAUUCCAGGCAUGUGUUUCUCUCAAGUGGCAAAGGUGACAGCGGCAAGGCAUCCUCGAAAACGCCGGCCAAGCCACGGGAACCGUCAGAAACUGAAGAGUCAGAAGGCAGCGAUGACGAUGAUGAUGAUGAUGACGACGACGAUGAGGAUGAUGAAGAGCUGAUUCCCGAUUCUCAACAACCGGAGAAGCUUGUUUUCAAUGAUAGCUCUGCAGCAGCACUGGACGAAGACUCGGACGACAACGAAGGCAUCGUCCCAGGUUUUAUAUUCAACAAUCGAUAG
Messenger RNA from Symbiodinium natans, 1671 nucleotides. Lineage: Eukaryota; Dinophyceae; Suessiales; Symbiodiniaceae. The record is from the annotation of a GenBank genome assembly.